AUGUCCCUGGGGAAAGUCUACGAUCCACAGCUCAGUAAAAGAGCCGUGUUGCCAUGUAAAAGCAGAAAAACGUCCCGCUCCAGCCGCUCCUCGGGGGGCCUCCAGUCUCCAGAUUACCCCACUCUUCCUUUGACCAUCUCCACUGAGGCGCUGCAGCAGAACAGCAGCCACCUACGCACCAAAUUCUCUAAAAACCUCUUUUCAAAGCACUCUCUGAAAGGAUUCAACCUCCUCGGUCUGCGCAAGGCCUCCCACAGACGCUUUCCCAUCCCGGCUAGUCGCAGCUGUGAGGACUUGGACGGGCCCUGCCAGCGACCGGGCCCCUGGAGGAGGUCCCAUUCCCUCGGAGACAUUCGCCUGGAGCAAUCUAACGCCGAGUUUAAAGCCACACUGGAGAAGGCUAGAAACGACAGCCCGCAAAAGCUAAACGGAACUGCAAUCAUUCCAAAAACGAGACCCCCGGUGCCCUCUCAGCUGCCCCUUAGGUCGUCCUGUCCCAGCCCACAAUCACCUACUGUCCCGGAGCUGUUGUCUAGCCCUCCUACUAGUCCGUUCCAAUCUACAGGCGACAAAAUCAUUGCCAAAACGCAUUCCAAAAAGCCUCCUGUACCGCCACCAGUCCCAGCCAAGAAAUCCAGGGAUCGGCUCGCCAACGGUCUCCGCCACGCACCCCUUUCCCUCCCCUCCUCACCCUCCCCCACUCACUCCAUGAACAGAUCCCAUCCGAGCAGUCCGGUGAUCCGUAGCACCAGCAGCAGCCCCGGACCGCCUCUCCCGGCCAAGACCCCGACCAGCAGCACCCCGGCCAGCCCCUGCUACUCCUCGUCGGCCUCUUCGGUGGGGGAGGAGUCGGCGGGGAACUCAUCGGCGCAACCCCCGUGGCUGUCGGACCUGGGGGGGAAGGUGGCGGUGGCCCGGAAAGCGUCCCAUUCCAAGAUGAUUCCCGAUCUGCUGAGCGUCCUGGAGCAGAGGCUGGAGGCGGAGGGCAUCGACCUGACGGAGGAGCCGUAUUCUGAUAAGCACGGCCGCUGUGGCAUUCCUCAGCUGUUGGUGCAGCGUUACUCAGAGGAAGCGGAGCAGCCGCUGAAGGACGUGGCCUCCUCUCUGGACCAGCUCCGGGUCCGAGAGCUGCGGAAACAGCACCGCAUGGCUAUCCCAUCCGGCGGUCAGACGGAGAUUUCCCGCAAGCUGUUCCCGGUGGGCCACAUCAGCUCCGUCUCCGAUUGGCUGGUGUCUAUCGGCCUGCCCAUGUACGCCUCUCCGCUGGCGGCGGCGGGCGUGGUGGCGCUCGCUCAGGUCACGUCCCUCACCGAGAGCAGCGUGUGGGAGGCGGGGGUCCGGGACGAGAGGCACGUUCGCAGACUGGUGCAAGAGUCCCGCCUGGUCAGCCCCGACGGAGGCUCCUAA
This is a messenger RNA of Knipowitschia caucasica, 1407 nucleotides long. The record is from the annotation of a GenBank genome assembly. NCBI's taxonomy places the organism in Eukaryota, Metazoa, Chordata, Actinopteri, Gobiiformes, Gobiidae.